Molecule: messenger RNA, 2504 nt
Organism: Vespa velutina
Lineage: Eukaryota; Metazoa; Arthropoda; Insecta; Hymenoptera; Vespidae
Exons: 5
Coding region: 548-1567 (339 amino acids)
Source: RefSeq, a predicted model, not a curated record
AAUUAAUAAUAUAUACAGAAAUUAUUUACCUGAAUUAUUUACCUUAUUUAACAUGUUUUAACACUAAGCGCGGUGAGAACUGAAUUAUAUCUGACAACUAAUAACAUAAAAAUUCGAACGCAUACGUUAAAAGAGAAGCUAGCCACGUUUACAUUCUAUUUUAGUUGUCGAGUAUUCAACCUAAAGUAAACUAUCUAAUCUAUGACAAGGGUUAUAUUGUGUUAACAUUACUGUCUCGCGUUUGAUUGAUUUAUGUUAUUUCGUGUUAUUCCGAUCCAUAAAAAUUGUGAAUUAUUUUGUUUUCUUUAGAAUUGAAUUUAUAUAACUAAUAAUGAAACAAAGCUAUUAUAUAUAUCCAUUAAUAAUGGUGUUAUUUUUAUAAAAUAAAAUAAAAUAAAAUAUAUUGGUGAAAAUAAUCUCAGUUGGUAACCAAUGCCACUGGCGAAACCCUUUAAUUUAACUUUAUAGUAUAAAAUUUAGCAGUUUUCAUAUCUUACUUUUCACAAUUCGAUUUUGCUGAAUUGUAGUUUAUGGCCGUUGGUACAAAAUGGACCAAGAUGUUACAAGAUUCAUAUACUUUAUAUUUUUGACAACGCUUUUAAUCGAUUUAGGAUCAUCUACACAUUAUUUAAAAUAUAUCGAAUAUAAUAUAGAACAUGGGAAGGAUUGUCAUACAAUUGGAUCAAAUAAACAGAACAAAGAUUUAGCGGUUAUAGUUAAAAUUACACUUGAUCGUGGAAUCAAUACUGAUACAUAUUGUAAAUUUACUAUUAAAGCUAAUGAAGGAGAUGGCUUGUUUGGUGUCAUACAAAAAAUGACAUUUAGACGUAAUAAAACAGAGUGUGUAGAUUAUGUACAGUUCAAAAGGAGCGACAGUCAAAAAACACAAAAAUUUUGUGGAAAUUUCGAUCGUAACACAACUAAAUAUUAUCCAGUCCCUGAACCAGAAAAUAGCACCUAUGAGCUUGGAUCAUUUUUUUCUGAAAAUCCAUAUUCAGAAUUUGAUAUUAAUGGCAAAUUAGAAACUACAAUAUUUAUUGCCAAGAAGGGAUACUUAUUUGCAGAAAAAGUUCCUACUCUCAGUAUUGUUUAUACGCCAUAUAAAAAAUGCAAGGGCAGCACUCCUAUAAACUAUACAUCAAUACUUUUUGAUUCAUGUAUUUUACAAGAUUACUUUUGCGACGGAUAUCAAAAUUGUGUACUAAAAAUCUGUCGGGAUGAGGAAAACUGUCCAAAUGCCACUGAUAUCAUUAGCAAUACUGGAACAAAAGUAACAGUGGGUGCUGUGACAACAAUAAUUUUGUGUACAAUUCUUUUUGGUGUAUGCAUAUGGGCAUGUAAAAAAAAAGAUUUACUCUUUUGGUCUUCCGAUUGUGCCGGUCCAAGUGCGCACUCAUCAUUAUCUAGAUCAGGUGGACAAGAAUCUGGAAGCAUUAAUAAUCCUCAACUUCCAACAGCUCCAAUGUUAGAAGUGGCUGUACCACCUCCUGUGUUAGAUAAAGAUCUUCCACCUAGUUAUGAUUCCUUAUUUCCAGAACAGAAUAAUUCUACUGUGCAGCAGAUGUGAUGCUGCUUCUUAAACAAUGUAUGUGUACAAGCAUAUAAGAAGUUAAAAUCAGAAAUACGUCUUAAAAGAUCUAAGGUUAAAUCUUAGAAAUAACAUGAGCAAGGAAAAUGGAGUACAAAUUUCUGCCUAAUUCAUUUUUCAUGUUUUUAAUAUGAAUAGUAAUGUUUAUAACUUUAUACUACACUUCGUUUAAUUUUUGCGACAUAUUUCUGAUAUGGUUUAUACAUAUCCAUAGCUUCCUUGUUUUUUUUUUUUUUUCUUUUUUUUUAUUAUUAAGAAAUUAAAAAUAUAUAUAUGUAUUAAGUAAAAAAGUAAGCCUUUUCAAGAACUAAUGUAUUUAAUGCUGCGAUGUGGCAAUAUUAACAAUAUUUUUCAUUAUUAUUAAGGAGGUGCAUCAUAUUUUCUAAAAUGUAUCAAUUAGAAUGAUUAGUAACAUAAUCAUAAGGAAAUCAAUUUUACAUUUAAUAUUUUGAUACAUCUUAUUUUCCAUCUAAAAAUAGAGGAUUAUUUCUUUAAAACAAUUUUGUAUGAAAAUCUUGAAAGAUCUGAUAAAAUUACUCCAAAUUUAUAUUUUCUAGGAAGUGUAUUUCUAUUAAGAAUUGUAAUGUAAGAAAUUAUAACUUUUUUUUACUUUUGAGCCAUGACAUUUUUCUCAAUGUUAUAUUAGUUUUUAUAUAAACAAUUAAUAUGAACAUUGCCACUAAUAUUUAUAAUGAACAGAUAUAGUUUAUUUCAAUAUUAUACUUUUAAUUUACUCUUAUUUAUUUUGCGAUCAAUGAUUAAUAAAAGUAUUGAUAGAAUAAGCACUACAAAAAUAUAAUCUAUGUCGAUAAUAUAGGCCUUAACGCGAGCGCAUAUAUGCGUGUGCGUAUAAACCAUUUGUAAUGAAUUUGUAUAAUGAAAUUUUUGUAAAUAUAUAUCAUCCUUAUAUAUAUAA